This is a messenger RNA of Salpingoeca rosetta, 4338 nucleotides long. RefSeq lists its product as uncharacterized. Gene Ontology annotation, molecular function: calcium ion binding; protein binding. Bases 22 to 4221 code for a protein of 1399 amino acids. The record is from RefSeq and is a predicted model, not a curated record. The transcript has 5 exons. NCBI's taxonomy places the organism in Eukaryota, Choanoflagellata, Craspedida, Salpingoecidae.
GUCGACAAGGACAAUAGGACCAUGGCGUGCCUGCAGGCAUUUCAGAUUGCGGUGUGCGUAUUGAUUGUCGCCCUUGGCACUCCACAAGUUCACAGGGUGACUGCAGAGACCACAGUGACGGGUGUCCUGACGCUGGUGCGAUUCCACGCCACAUUCGACGACACCGCCACCUACCCAACCAAUGGAGGGGAUGAUAAUUGGAUCAACCCGACAGUCGCACUCCUCGUCGGCGAGCAGCCCGCUGACCGCCACAGACUCAACCAAGCAGUCGACGAAUCUUCCCCAUGGCAGGUCGAAGAGCCAUGGGAAAACCCUAUCCACUGGCCACGUGCAUGGGAAUACUUGGGGGGUGAUCCUGUUGUGACACUCGACGCCGAUCAAGCGGUCACCAUCCAGUUUGGCACGUGGCGGUUUCCGCCCAGCACGACGUCUCUCAUCCCUUACGUCGAGGACACGUUCUCCCCACUCAACUGCACCUUCAACCAGGCCAACAUCACCUUCAGCUGCACCGCACACGGCAAGCCCAACGAACCAACCGACGCACAGUUCCCGGCCGUCUUCACCUACACCUACACCUACACCUGCGACGCCACCACUAGCUGCGGUGACUACGCCACCUGCAACACGACAUCGGGCCAGUGCGUGUGCGACGAGGGCGCUGCAUCGCCCGCAGGCCACAUGUUUGACUGCCAGCCGCUGUGCCCUGAGGGCGCGUGCGUGGGCGAGAACGCAUACUGCGACCCAAGCGAGUCCGUCAUCGGUGACCCCGCAUGCAAAUGCAACACUACCGUGAACCCAAGGCUGAUAUACGAGAGCGGUGUUGGAUGCGUACAUCAUUGCUCGCUGGGAGGUGAUUAUUGUGCUGACCCUGACACAGAGUGCAUUGGCAGUGCAUGCAAAUGCAAGGAGAACCUGUAUCUCGACAUGGGUACGUGUGUGGCGAAGAAGAGCUGCCCUGCAGGAGAGUUUGCGACGGACCUUGGAGACGCGACCAACGACCGCGAGUGCGACGCAUGUCCUCCUGGGUUCUACUGCCCCGGCAGCGGCGACGACCCUGGCCCAGCCUUUGCGUUUGUGUGCGAGGGACCGCAGUACUUUGGUGCGCGGGAGGGCCAGAGCGAGUGCAACACCACGCAACCAGGCUACUUCAGCACCAGCUCAUCCGAGUUUGUGCGGAUUGACGUGUACACCGCAAGCGCCUCGCCGACGCCGUACGCAGGCACAGCCAGGUUCUCGACCAUCGACCUGUACGUAAAGGAGCAGGAGUGCCCGGCUGGCAUUGUGUGCCAGAACGGCGAGCGGACACCGUGUGUCCCCGGCACGACAUUCCAGGAUGAGCCUGGGCAGACCAUGUGCCAGCCGUGCUCCACGUGUGACCUUGGGUUUGAGGUGGACAACGCGUGCGAAGUGACUCGCGACACCGAGUGCAAGGAAAUCGACGAUUUGCAGCAACACCGUGGGCUCCUUCGAGUGCACUGCAACGAAGGGUUUGAGGGCAACGGCACGGUGUGUGUGAACAUCGACGAGUGUGCUCGUGGCACACACGUGUGCCACCCCAACGCAAUCUGCAUUGACACCAUUGGCAGCUACACGUGCGAGUGCAAGCCCGGGUUUGUUGGGGACGGUGUUGGGGAGUGCGUUGAUGUACCACCGUCUGUGCAGCUGCUGGGUGCGGCGAGCAGCAGCAUUGUGUUUGAGGAUGGGGUGGUGUAUGUUGAUGCGGGCGCGGCUGUGAACGACAGCAAUGUGCCUGUGCCGUACUAUGUGUCUGGGUGGGGUGCGCUGAGGGAGGCGCUGGGGCAGGGGAUGUGUGUGACUGGGUCUCCUGUGCUGGAGUACUUUGUGCGGGACGGGGAGGACACGCGGAAGACGCGCAGCGUGGGUGUUGUGUAUGGGGCGCCUGCUGUGUCGCUUGUGCGCGGGGAGCGUGUGACGGCGCUGCAGCUGGUGCAGGGCGCGACGAGCGAGUGCUACGAAGCGACAGACCCGUCGCGCGUGCGUGUUGUGGAUGCGUUUGGGGAUGAGGUGAGUGUGACGACGUCGUUUACGGCGCAGCCGCAGCCGUUCCUGUGCGACUCGCUCAGCUCCACCACGUCGUUCCGGCAGCGUGUUGACUAUGUGGGGAGCGCGUGUGGCGUGAAUGGCAAGGUUGAGCUUGAGUUUGCGUGGUUUGACACGUGGGCGCCGAAGGUGUGGGUUGGGGCAGGGCCGAGCGAGGUUGCUGUUCAAGUGGACACGGCCAGGACGUUUUCUGGCACUGGGGCGCUGUGCUCUGCGAGCGCGCAUGACUUUGGCACUCCCAACGUCACGGUUGAGAGCACGUGGGGAGCGAGCGGAGCAGUGGACCCGAGCGUGAUUGGGGAGCACCAGCGAUGGUCGUGGGCACGGGACGACGAGGGCCUUGUGUCGCGCAACGUGUCGUGCCGAGUGCGUGUGCUGGACACGAUGGCGCCUGUGCUGCGUGUGCCGAACAUCACGGCUGGCGCGGAGCGGGUGUUGGUUGUUGAACAGUCAGCGACGACGCUUGCGUUUGCGGAUGCGGUGGUUGAGGACGCGCACGACGGCACGCAGGUGGUUGGAGCAACGCCGAGCAGCGUGUCGCUGGGCGCGGUGGGCACGCACGUGGUGCGGUAUGAGGCGACGGACGACAGCGGGAAUGGGGUUGGCGGCGGGGAGGCGCAUGCGGUGCGGGUGGUUGUGCGUGAGCAAGCGAGCGAGGUGGCGGGUCGACGCGAGCCUGAUGUUGUUGUUGGGGAUGAUGACGGCAACGGGGACAGUGUGAGUGUGGAGGAGACGUUCACAGCAAGCCUCAGCCUCAGCAACAGCAACAGCAACAGCGACAGCAAUGCUGGACGCCGGACUGAGGGGGAUGCGUGGGUUGUUGAUGAGGGGCGAGCGUCGUUUGUGCCUGGGACGCAUGUUGAGGUUGAGGUUGGCGGGGAUGACGGAGAGAGCGUGGUGCAGCAUGUGCGGCGCGUGGUGUAUCCGAGCAGCGCUGAGGUGACGAUGAUCUUGUACGAUGAUGGGAUUGGCGGGACGCGGGAGGAGACGGAGACGCUGAUCCGGGCUGCGUUUGACGAUGUUGCGCGGCCGUGCGGGCGGGUGUAUGUGCUUGACAUUGACUUUGUUGGCAAUGUGGUUGAGCUGGUGUGCGUUGACGGGAGCGGGGCCCUCGUGCGCCUCAGCAAGGACGACGUCCCCGCUGCCCAAAGGAACCUGUUUACGGUUGUGCAAACUGGCUCGGACGACAGGCCAGGAACUGGGGGCGGCAGCAGUGGCAACAGCUCUGGAUCGACACACGUGCUGAUUGGAGUGUUUGUGGCGGUGAUUGGGCUUCUGAUUGCCGUGAUCAUUCUGUUGCAUCGUCGACGAAGAUCGAAACAGUCCAACUCUGUGCAGGAGGUCCAAGCGCCAGACAAUGGCAUCGUCGCUACAGGACCAGACCUGCACAUGCACAGGUGGAACCCUGUGUUCUACGACACGGUGGGGGUGGUGCACGGCGACGAUGCUGGUGGUGUUGAGCAGGUGACAGCGCCGCACGUGUAUGAGAGCAUUGAAGACGGCGAUCCGGAAUCAAUUCAGGCAACUUUGCGCGCGCUGGACUUUGAGGAGCCGCCAGCACGACCAGAGCCCGCGCAUCUCAGCAACCGCCAACAACAACAACAACAACAACAGCAGCAGCAGCAGCAGCAGCAGCAACAGCGCGGAGGUGGUGGCAGCACACGAACCCAGAGUGUGAAACUGCGCACGAAGGAUGCGUUGUGGCGAAGGCAAAGGCAAGAGCGGGAGCGGCGAUGCCACAGCGCAGGGGUCACACAUGGUGGCAUGAUUGGUUCAGUGCUGCACGGCGCACCUUCAACACUCAGCGCCGCCACGAUGAGACCGCGCGCACAGACGAGAACAACACCAAGCGAGGCACCAGCAGCACCAACACAAAGCGAGGCAGCUGCAACAGUAUCAGCAGCAGCAGCAGCAGGGCGGACCGUCCACAGAACGCGCGCACCAAAGCGGCUGGCAGCGCGACAGUCGCUUCGUCUGGCGUCGGAUGCAAACCUGAUGGCGGAAUCAAGCUCCGACCCAACGCCUGUUCACACGUGGUCAGUGAACAGCUACGACCACACCACCACGCCCACCUCGGCAGCUCGGCGUGAAGCAAGGCGGGAUGCCAACAGGCGUGCAUCGCAAUACGACAUUGUGGAAGGCGUGACACCGCGCCAGUGAAGGGGGUGGAGAGAUAUUGUUGACCUGGGUGAGAAGAGAACACGUGAUGAAGCUCAAGUGCUAGUGGGCACGGUGCUGAAGUUUAACGAUGAUCGCAGAACAUGGAUUGUCACAGGG